This is a messenger RNA of Topomyia yanbarensis, 1935 nucleotides long. Its product is annotated as probable cytochrome P450 304a1. The record is from RefSeq and is a predicted model, not a curated record. Lineage: Eukaryota; Metazoa; Arthropoda; Insecta; Diptera; Culicidae. Bases 336 to 1883 code for a protein of 515 amino acids. Gene Ontology annotation, molecular function: iron ion binding; heme binding; oxidoreductase activity, acting on paired donors, with incorporation or reduction of molecular oxygen. The transcript is spliced from 3 exons.
GUGGUUUUCCUGCUACUAUUAUGACAUCCUCGGCUUGUUCUACUGUAAACUGGUUUCUCACACCAAGCUCCGAUCAGUUUCCCGCUUUAACUUCGAAAGCGUCAUUAGAUGUGCACCAGCCCUUUUUAUAGCUCUAGACACACCGGCACGGGUCAAUAAAUCCAAUCUAGUAAAAGGAUGCAAACAAGUCGUUGACCUAGAAAAAUACUAGCUUUUCUUAUCAAUCCUCUUGUGUCAAGACUGAUUGCAUACAACCAGGACGUUAUAAAAUUAUUCACCUCCGUUGCAGCAGCAAUCAGUCGUAGUUCGUGCGUGGGUUCGGUGAAGUUUGUGCAAUGUUCAUCACUCCGACUAUUUUCCUGUGGCUGUUGGUGCUGACCUUGGUUUUCGUUCGGUGCUACAAGUUCUUGUUUGAUAAACCGAUCAACUUUCCGCUAGGACCGCCACGAUUUCCGUUAAUCGGUUGCUAUGGAAUACUGUUGAUGAUCAAUUGGCGCCAUCUGCACAAGGCAGUUGCAAAGCUCUGUCAGUAUUAUCAAACAAGCAUUCUUGGAAUGUACCUUGGGGAUUUCGGGACCGUCUACGUAAACGACUUCGACGCGGUUAAGGAAGUACUGUAUCGCGUGGAAUUUGACGGCCGUCCGGAUUUAUUCCUGGCUCGGAUGCGUGAGAAGAACUUUCAACGGCGGGGAAUCUUCUUCACCGAGGGUCCCGAUUGGAAGGAACAGCGGAGGUUCAUCCUGAGACAUCUGCGUGAUUAUGGGUUUGGCCGAAGAUUCGAGGAGCUGGAGGCGGAAACCAAUGCUGAAAUAAUGACAUUAAUCGAAAUGCUCAAAUAUGGACCACGGUAUGAACACGAACGAGAGUUCAUGAAGGACGGCUACGUCAAGUGUCCGGCGGUGUUUUCGGCCUGCUUUGCCAAUGCGUUUCUGCACGUGUUCUGCGGCGAACGGAUACCGCGAGAGGGGGCCGGUGUAUUGUUCGAAACCGGCAAAAGCGCAUUAAAGUUUCAACGUUUGGGGGACGAUUUCGGUACCAUCCUAAGUUUACUACCAUGGCUGAAAAACAUUUUCCCCAACGCAACCAACUACAACGGGAUCCGGGAGGCAAGUCUGGCAGUGAACGCUUUCAUCGAGUCAAUCGUCCAGAAACACCUGGCUAGUUACGACGGAAACCAUAUUCGCAGCUUCCUCGAUUUGUACUUUCGAGAUAUGCAGAAAACCAUACCGAAAGAAGGAGACCGCUUCAGUUUUCAAUACGAUCAACUAAUUCUUGGCAUCGUAGAUUUCUUUUUCCCGGCCAUUUCGGGUGCCACAACACAAAUCGCUUUGCUUAUGGAGCGGCUUCUGUUGCAUCCGGAAGUUCUCAACAGGAUGCAAGCAGAGAUCGAGGACGUAGUCGGCAAUGGACGGCUCCCAUCGCUUAACGACCGAAUCAACCUUCCGUAUACGGAGGCUACCCUGAGGGAAGGGAUGCGCAUUGACACCUUGGUUCCGUCAGGAAUCGCACAUGUGGCUACGGAAGACACUACCCUGCGUGGAUAUGAUAUUCCGAAGGGCACUAUCCUGUUGCUAGGACUGGACGCCAUACACAACCAGCUGGACGUGUGGGGUGAUCCGUUCCGUUUUCGGCCGGAACGAUUCUUAGACAAUCGAGGGAAGCUAUCAUUGGCUAAGGAUAUUUCCAUCCCGUUCGGGGCGGGAAAACGGUUGUGUGCGGGGGAAACUUUUGCCAGGAACACAAUGUUUCUGAUUGUGUCAGCGCUGGUGCAGAAUUUCGAUCUCAAACAACCGCCAACGGAUAAUCUACCGGAUAUCAGCAAACGUAACACCGGUAUUAUAAUUACGCCAAACGAUUACUGGGUGAAAUUUGUACCCCGUUGAUGUAGUGUCUGAAAUAGGUUUAUAGUAUUAUAAAUAAAGUUUUAAAAUUGUU